Molecule: messenger RNA, 1806 nt
Organism: Synchiropus splendidus (mandarinfish)
Lineage: Eukaryota; Metazoa; Chordata; Actinopteri; Syngnathiformes; Callionymidae
Product: gastrula zinc finger protein XlCGF28.1-like
Exons: 2
Coding region: 332-1792 (486 amino acids)
Source: RefSeq, a predicted model, not a curated record
AAGAACCGCAGAGUUCAGGAGCUCGUCCAGCUGCUUCCGCUGGCGGCCCACCUCUUCCUCUAACUGACACGGUGUGUUCGAACACUUGGAAGAUUUCUCUACCAGCAGCGGCCAGACGAUCGUUGACGGAUCUGGGCGCAGAGCCGGCCUUUUUUCUGAGCUACAGCGUUUCUCUCCAGGCCAGGUGGAGGCGCUGACUCCGACACCGCCGCCACUGGCAACACUCGGGAUGACGAGCUUCCGGUCAGCAGCAACUCCUUUGUCUGGCUCCUCGCACUUUCUCCUGUGCAUCCCCUCCAGAGUUCGCCACCGACCACAGCCGUGAUCCGCCAUGUUCACGCAGAGGAAAGAGCUGCAGCAGGUGCUGGACACUGGGGAAGACCUUCCUUCACAGGCACAGGAGUGGAGCUCCUGUGUGGACCAAGACGAGCCAGAAUCGUUGCACACUCAGGAGAACAGGGAGAACAAAGACGAAGAGAAUUAUGUCAGUGAACCUAGUUUGGCCUACAAAGUUGUGGUGGUUAAGACUGAAGAUGAAGAUGAAGACGAGUCUUCGCUACUCCAUCAGAGUGAGGAGGAGCCGACCAGCAGCUUGACUCAACACAUCAAGACGGAACAUGAAGAUGUCGACUGGGAGGAAGCAGAACCAAGCGACUAUUCGGUUUCUGAUCCACUUGUCCAGUCUGACCAGCAGGCAUCGCUGUUCUUUGAAUCUGACCCAGAGAAUAGGGAAGAGUGGAGAGAGAAGAAAAAGUUGAAGAAGUCUAAGGCCUCAAAGACGGUGAAUGAGAACAGCAGCAACCCUGACGACCAGUCGCUGACCUGCUCAGACUGUGGGAGGAGAUGUUCCUCCAAGAGGGGGCUGACUCAGCACAGAAAAGCCUGCCAGGUAGAGAAGAAGAAGUUCUGCUGCCCAGUGUGUGGGAAAGAAUUCAAGUGUGGCGUUGAUCUGGAGAUCCACAUCAGGAGGCAUACAGGAGAGAAACCCUACAGCUGCUUCAUGUGCGACAAGAGUUUUGCAUGCAGGGGAAGUCUAAAGGUCCACCUGAGGACUCACACGGGGGAGAAACCGUACGAAUGCCUUGUAUGCGGGAAAUGUUUUAGCAUAUCCAGAAAUCUGAAGGUCCACAUGAGACGACACACAGGAGAGAAACCUCAUAGCUGCUCUGAGUGUGGCAAGUCGUUUACAGUCAAAGAAAAGCUGCUCAUUCACAUGAGGAGUCACUCACCCGAAGAGCAGUUCUGGUGCUCUGAGUGUGGAAACUGUUUCAACGAGCAGAAAAGACUGGAGGUCCACAUGCGAACACAUAGGGGAGAGAAACCGUUCUCCUGCACCGAGUGUGGGAAAGCCUACACCAUGAUCUCCAGUCUGAAGGUCCACAUGAGGAAUCACACUGGAGAGAAACCGUACAUUUGCCCAGUCUGUGCCAAAUGUUUCAAUCAAGUCUCGACCUUAAGGGAUCACUUGAGGAGUCACACGGGAGAGAAACCGUUCAAUUGUGUCACCUGUGGGAAAGGUUUCAUCAACUCGGGGAGUCUGAAGGUUCACAUGAGGACACACACGGGGGAGAAACCAUUCAGCUGCACAGAAUGUGGAAGAGCUUUUGCCUACAAGAGAAGUCUUGCAACUCACAUGGAGGGACACAUAGCAAAUCAGAGUUCCAAAUCUACUGACUCAAUGGGGUCCCUGCUGGCCACUGAAGAAGAGUCAAAAUGUGACAGAACAAGGGAAAACGAGGUGGUGGUCAAGAUCGAGAACGUGUCUGAGAGGGAUGCGGAAGAGCUUGACUAGUGUGAGGAUGGGGG